CACCGCUGAAACAUAUCGUCGCUAACAGCCAGAGAAUUAUCUUCGUAAGAUACUUAAUCCGCUUUGGGUAUACAAUUGUCAUGUCACGUAUCCUCUCGUGAUGUCUCGUCCUCUAAUAGAAUUUUUGGAAGUAUGAUCUAAACGAGUGUCAUGUAUCAUCAAAUCAGGACUAUCAUCGAGAUUCCUGCACUCCAUAAAUACACGUGUAUUAUUUAAGUACAUCGAUUCUUGCCUUUCGCGAGAGUAUAUGUGCUGUUUUGUUGUGAGACAACUACUUUCGUGACUUUCUGGGACCAAGAUGCCAGAACGACUAGAGAUUGGUGUCAUACCAAAUAAUCUGAGACAUGAAGAAACUAUAGUCCAAAUAGCAGAAGCCCUGGAUAAUUUGGGCGACGCUGUCUCUUACAUAUUUGAUUGUAUCGACAAGAGACUUUCGGAGAAUAUGCAGAGAUUAACUAGCAUCAAAGAACGAGCUAGAAAGCUGGAGAAUAAGUUGCACUAUCUACAAACUAAUUUAAAUUUGAAAGCAGUGAAAAUGUAUUCUGCCGCUAAAUAUCCAGCGAGUCACACUUAUAAGGAGUACCAGAUGACUAUACCUUUGCAGCCUGAACGUGCGGCUACUAUACCAAGCAUCUACAAAUGUUCCGUGCCUAUAAAAGAUAUUCCCGAAGCAUACCUAUCCUCUAACUGCAAGACGGAAGAUGGACAGUAUGCGGCAAAUAUCAAUCUCCAAGAGAAGCUACAGUUUUAUCACGUACGAUCAAAGGCUAGCAAAAAAGAGAACUCGGAGGACGAUGAGCAACCAUACCCGCCACAAUUAUCUUCAGUUAGUGCCCUCCUACUGUUCGAUAGCAUGGACAGCCCUUAUGAAAAAGCAUCCAUGAGAUCAUCGCGCCAAUCUACUGACAAGCAGCAAAUUGAAGACGCGCCGGAUUCGAUUGUGCAACCGUGGCUUUCGUCAGAAAUGGAUGCGGCUUCCAGCUAUCUGUACACGCCAACGCUCGGAGAGGUGCCUCAGAUAAACGUACCGCUAACGCUCCCAGAUCUACCGGGCAUUGUGGACGACGAGAAAUUCGUGCUCGAUCUUAAUUCUCAAAGCCCGAUCGCGCCAUCGUCCGCGGUGACGACGCCUACCGUUCGUCUGGAUUUACCGACGCCGAUCAGUGAGGAAAAGGAGUCUCAGUUGAAAAUUGCGGAUAACGCACCUCAUUUGCCGAUUUUGACUGAAACCGUGCCUACCGUGGCGACCGUGGUAUCGUCACGAGAACCUGCGCCACCGCCGCCUCCACCUCCCGGAGCAAUGAAUAGUGCUACAAGCAACGAGAAAACUAAUUAUCAGCAAGUUAUGGCGUCUCCGCCGCCGCCACCGCCGCCACCGCCUCCGCCACCACCACCACCCGCAACAGCUGCGGAAGCAGUUGUACCCGCGUCGGAUGAUGGUUCGGAGAAGAAAGAGAAGACGAGCCGUCCACCCGCGAAAACCGUAACCGACGAUCGUUCGAACUUGAUGGCAGCGAUCCGAGACGCAGGCGGGAUAGGCAGAGCAAAGUUGAGGCCUACUGUGCCGGACGAGAAGAAAGGCGAUCGAUGGUCUUCAGCCUCGGUCGGGGGAGAUUUAAUGGCGGAUCUGCACGCGAAACUCGCUCUGAGACGCAAGGGUAUCGCUGGCUCCACGGUUGGAGCUUUGGAGAGAAUGUCGAGCCUGAUACCGCCACCGCCGAAGCCGAACGAAGCAUCCGCGUCAGACAGAAAUUCCGCGGCCAGCGAAUACGACUCUCAGCCCGAUACGGAUGACUGGGAAGAGUGAUAAGAGUCGUUGCGGCGAUCACUUGAACGGCAUACCGUCGAGGAAUCAUGACAAGUAGCUUAAACUAUCAGCAUUCUCGUGUGAAGACUCAGGGGAAUUUUUAUUACACUAAGUUCAACGAGGGAGAUAGAGGGAUGAGAGAAUGCCAAUGCGGAUCUGGAAAUGUUAUUUCUUACACGAGAGAUAUAAGGGCCGAUUUUAAAUUCCAUUCCACGAUUUCGUAAUUACACUUUUGUUCGCGUAGACGAGUAGUGUGUACGUACAUACGUAACCUUAUAUACGUAGGUUUGGAUACAUGACUUUUGUAAUAUUCAUGAAGUGUGAGUGAAGCAACGCUAUAUUUGAUGGCUACGUUGAUAAAAUUUCUUAGAAAUAAUAGAAUAUUUGUUAAUUCUAAAGACAAUUAGCA
Messenger RNA from Ooceraea biroi (clonal raider ant), 2216 nucleotides. RefSeq names its product WASH complex subunit 1. Gene Ontology annotation, biological process: retrograde transport, endosome to Golgi; endocytic recycling; Arp2/3 complex-mediated actin nucleation. Gene Ontology annotation, cellular component: recycling endosome; WASH complex; early endosome. NCBI's taxonomy places the organism in Eukaryota, Metazoa, Arthropoda, Insecta, Hymenoptera, Formicidae. Gene Ontology annotation, molecular function: actin binding; alpha-tubulin binding; gamma-tubulin binding. The record is from RefSeq and is a predicted model, not a curated record.